AUGUCAGAGAAUGUCUCCAACAUCGUCACGCGCAUUUCUAACCUCGACGGGGCUGCCCCCGAUCCCUACGACCACCAAAUUUCCUUAGUCGAUGCCACCGAGCCAGAAAACCAAGAUGUACCACGAUCCAGCUCGCCUAGCCCAAGCUGGAGAAAGCUUGCAAAACGAGCAACCAAAUCGUCAGUGAAGGACCAUCUGGCCCGAGGGAAAUAUGCCAAGGGGCAAGAAGAUCGCUAUUCUUCCCAAGCGGGCAGUUCUGUGGCAGAAGGGAGUGGGUCAAAACCUGCAUCGAUACGCCCCGAAACGGGAGAGUCAGCCGAAGGGACCAAUACUGUAGAUUUCGCACACAGUCAACCGGUCGACAGACGGCUAAAGAUUGCGCAAAAGAGACGGAAGGAGUCCAAAUAUGUGAAAGAGCAGGUUCAUGAGAUUGAUAUUCUCUAUGAAAAUCAACGAGGGUCCUUCUUCUGUGGCAUACCAUUAUAUUCACACUCCUCUCUCAUGCCCUAUGAUCCAAGUCCUUGGGUCAACAGGGAUUUCAAGGAAUCACCGGUCAACAUCACCAAUGCCCAGGUGCCAGAUCCUAGUUGGGAAUGGGCAUGGAAAUCAUGGUAUGUUGACAUGAGUGAUGAUGUGGAUGAGGAAGGUUGGCAGUACUCGUUUGCGUUUGGACCAAAGUUUGCCUGGCAUGGCACACAUCCUUGGUUUCAUUCUUUCGUCAGGCGAAGACGCUGGUUGCGCAAAAGAGUCAAGAAAGAACCAGAACCUGGACGCGGAAAACCUGGGAGUAUGGGUGCUGCUCAUUACUUGACCGGGGACUAUUUCACCAUUCAUUCCCAACGAGAUCAAAGUCCUGUCAGUGCUGUCGAUGGUCCCGGUAAACCGGCAAGGCCAUCUAGCUUCAUCAGCUAUCCCAGCACAACCGAUGUGGAUGAGCCACCCGAGGACAUCAAAGAUAUUGCAAGUCUUCUCAAAGCCCUGAGAUUCGCCACGAUCGAUCGAGAAAAGAUUGAUCUGGUGAAAAAAUUUGUCACUCAAGGGGGAGAGGAAUUGGUCUACCUGAGGGAUCAUGUUUCCGACGUCAUGUCAUUCUUCGUCUUUCAGAAUUCAAGGAGACAGCUACUUUCGUAUCUUAAGGACACGGCAAAUGAAGCACGCCAGCAUCGGCAGAAACAUGACGACGAGAAGAGACCGGAGGGCGAAGUUGAAAGUCGAAGAAUUAAUCAUCUCCUUGCUGCUGUGGAUGCCGCCGAUGCCCAAAUUGGAGAGCUUGAAUUCUGGAGUGACAGAAAACAUGUGUUGAAGACCCAUGACAAUGCAAGUCUUGCUACACGAGCAAUUGCUACCAUAUUUGAUGAGCCCACACCGAAGCUGAAGACUGCAGAUGACCCAGUGGAGGAAAUAAAAGGAAUCUCGGAAAAGGCCGAUAUCUCUUACGACAGCUACCCACCAGUUUUCAGUCCAGCGCGACAAACGUCAAUUGAGGGCAAGGAGGAGGAGAAGAAGGAGGAGGACAAGGGCAAAGGUAAAGCAAUUGAACACGAUAGUGAGGAUGAUCGAGUUGAAGGGAAUGCAACUCCUCGAUUGGGACGGGACGAAGUACUCAUUCUCAAUCAGGAUUAG
This is a messenger RNA of Rhinocladiella mackenziei CBS 650.93, 1623 nucleotides long. RefSeq lists its product as uncharacterized. Gene Ontology annotation, cellular component: membrane. The record is from RefSeq and is a predicted model, not a curated record. The transcript has a single exon. NCBI's taxonomy places the organism in Eukaryota, Fungi, Ascomycota, Eurotiomycetes, Chaetothyriales, Herpotrichiellaceae. The coding region runs from base 1 to 1623 and encodes 540 amino acids.